Molecule: messenger RNA, 9816 nt
Organism: Microcebus murinus (gray mouse lemur)
Lineage: Eukaryota; Metazoa; Chordata; Mammalia; Primates; Cheirogaleidae
Source: RefSeq, a predicted model, not a curated record
GCAGAGCCGCUGGUCGCUCGCGCGGCUGCGGCGCCGCUUCGCAGGUCCUCGGCUUCCCCUCGCCCCUAGUCCCUUUUCUGCCCCUGCUGCGUGAGCCGGAUCGGCGUCUCCGGGCAGGCUUCGAGGUGGCUGGGGCGCGGGAAGGAGAUAUUUUCCAGGACUAAUAUAGCUGAUGAAAUACCUGACCUUUUCUGCUCAAGAGACUGUUUUAAUUGCUUAAUUUUCCCCAUAAAUGUGGGAAGUCAGAACAUCAAAGGUUCUCAUAAUAAAAAGUAAUAGGGGAGACAAGGAUAUUGCAGCUCUUGCCGUGUGCCGUAUCCUAACCUGGAACAGACCCUCACUAAAGGAAAAACUAAAAAGGAGUUCUUCAGGCAGAAAGAAAAUGAUUCCUGAUGGAAGCUCAAAGAUGCAGGAAGUAAUGAAGAGCGUUGGACAGCAUUUGUUCAGUGCUCAGCACAGAAGUAUGAUCAGAGUGAGUAGAAAUCAGUUAAAUACCACUAGUCUGAUGGACCGUUUCUUGCAAGAUGUGCUGCGACACCACCCAAAUUAUUAUCAAGAAAACAGAUCAGUGCAACGUGUGAAUCCUGCGUCAGCUUCUGAAGUGAUUCCUCUGGAUAAUUCUGUUUCUGAAGAACAGGAUGGGGAUGGUGCAGAAACCGAAGAAGAUACACGUGCUAAGAGUUUUGAGCCUACUGAAGCAUUACAUUCCAUACCUAGUAUAUCUCAGCAGUGUACAGAGGAGGUGCCAGUUCGACCAUCAGUUAUUCAGAAACUGGAGAAAGGACAGCAGCAGCCCUUGGAGAUUUUUUAUAAAAUUGGGACUGGUAUGAAAACAUGUAAUUCAAUAGAUAUUGGUCAAGCUACAAAUAAUGGAAACAACUUAACACGUCCCCCAGUGAUUUUUAAUGCUCCUCCUAGUCGUUUACCUGAAAGUUCUUACGAUAGCCCAGUCAAAACUAAUAUGACUGGGUUACCACCAGCAGCCCAUUUGGAUUCAGUUAACAAAUGUGACCCAAACAAAGUUGACCUUGAGCCAGACAGGGUCUCUAGAAAGCCUACAGUAUCAUUCAAUCUAGAAACUUCUUCAGUUUCAUAUCAGAAACCUAAAGAAUCCAACAGUGAAUCUUUAGGUAUAAAUUCAGAUAAAUUGGUUUUACAGAAAGAUGUAAAAUCUCAAGGCAAAAUUUUGUCAGCUGGUUCUAAAUUCCGUGAACCUGUGGAUACUGAGGGGCCCUUAAGAGUUGAUUCUCCUCAUGAGUUAGAAGUAAACUCAGCAGUAAACGUGAAUAACACUGACAUGCCUUCUAAUAAAGAAAUAUGUGAGGAUGCCAUUCCAAAAUACCAUGAGGGAUUUUUUCCUAAUGUGGUUUAUACUCAAGAAGAAAAGCAUUUGGUUGCUAACAAGUCAGCCUUUUUGAAACAGAAGUGCUUAGGGAGUUCUGAAUUGAAAUUUGAUUGUAGCUCUCUUCAGUCAGCAUCUCCUCAACCCCAAGAGGCUACUCGAGACUUGAGCCUUUGGAAUGAGACUGACCAAGAAGAUAACAACUGUGAAUCUAGAGAUUCUGAAACGAGUUCUGAUUGCGGUUCUUCUUUUCAUUCUCUGACUGACCAAUCUAAAGUGACUGCCAAAGAAAUAAACCAUUCCGAGGAAGUGGAUGCUGAUUUACAGUAUAAUAAUAAUAAUAAAUUUAAUGGUUCUGAAAUAAGUUCUGAUUGUGACGACUCUCUUCAGUUGGUUACCAACCAAUCCUCAGUGAUUGUUAAGGAAAUAAGUCUUCAGAAUACAACGCAUAUUAGCCUGGUUGACCAAAGUUAUGAAUCUAGUAGUUCUGAAGUGAAUUUUGAUUGUGAUGCCUCACUUCAGUCGACUAACGGCCACCCUCAACAGCCUGUAAAAGAAGUAAACCGUUCUAAGGAGGAGCACAUUGGUUUGAUUGAUAAGAACUGUGGAUCUAGUAGCUCUGAAGUAAGUGCUGAUUCUGUUUUUCCACCUCAAUCAGUGGUUGACCAACCCCCAGUGGCUGUGAGAGAAAUAAAACUUCGGAGGAAGGUUCACACUGGCUUGGUUGAUGAGUACUGUGAAUCAAGUUGUUCUGAAACAGGUUUUGAUUGUGAUGAUUCUUUUCAGUCAGGAGUUGAUCAUCCCCAAACAAUUGUCAAAGAAAGGCAUCUGAAACCAAAACAUAAGAAACGUAAACCCAGUAGUGCUAAGGCACGUCUUGAUUGUGAUGUCUCUCUUGAGACAGUGACUGAUGAACCCCAAAGGGCUAUUGAAGAAGUAAGUCUCAGAGAGGAGAGUUCUUACCUUGGGGAUAUGAAUUAUGAGUAUCAUGGUCCUGAAAUGGAUUUUCACACUGAUGCUCAAUUCAUGGCUGACCAUCCUCAAGCAGCAGUUGAAGAAGUGAACCCUCAGAAAGAAGAUACUGACCUAGACAGUAAGAGCAUUCAGUCUAGCAUUUCUAAUCUACGCUCUGAUUCUCCUGCUUCUUCUUAUCAGUCAGCUAAUGAUCAGCUUCAAGAGGCUUUGGAUGAAGUAAACAUUAAAGAGCUAAAUAUCGACACAGAAGUUAAUAGCUGUGCAUGUUCCAGUUCCAACUUGACUUUAGAAUCCGAUCCUGCUCCUCUGUCAGCUGCUGAGCGGGCUCGGCUGGGUAUUGGAAGAAAUAAAGAACGCAUUUACCUGAGAGAUGAGAGCCGUGGGUCGACUAGUUCUAACCUAACUUUUGAAUCAGUAGUUGACCAACCUUAUAUGGCUGUUUAUGAGGAAGAACCUGUUGCUGUGGAAAGUAAAAAUAAUGAAUCUUAUGUUUCUGAAAUACCUUUUGAUUUUGAUGUUCCUCUUUAUUCAGAAAAUGAUCAACUUGAAGUACCUAUUAACGAAGUGAUCAUUCAGAGUGAAGAGUAUGAAGACUCAGAAAGGGAGAAUGAUGAACCCUGUGGUUCUGAAAUAAGUUCGGUUUCUUACACCCCUCCUCAUUCAGUGACUAAUUCUCCUGAAGUAGCUGUUAACGAAGUAAUCAUUCAGAAUGAAGAAUAUGAAGACUCGGAAAGGGAGAAUGAUGAACCCUGUGGUUCUGAAAUAAGUUCGGAUUCUUACAGCCCUCCUCAUUCAAUGAUUAAUUCUCUUGAAGUAGCUAUUAACGAAGUGAUCAUUCAGAGUGAAGAGUAUGAAGACUCAGAAAGGGAGAAUGAUGAACCCUGUGGUUCUGAAAUAAGUUCAGUUUCUUACACCUCUCCUCAUUCAGUGACUAAUUCUCCUGAAGUAGCUGUUAACGAAGUAAUCAUUCAGAAUGAAGAGUAUGAACACUUAGAACGGGAGAACGAUGAACCCAGUGAUUCUGAAGUAAGUUCGGAUUCUUACACCCCUCUUCAUUCAGUGACUAAUUCUCCUGAAGUUGCUGUUAAAGAAUUCAACCCUCAACAAGAAGACCAGGUAUACUUAGAAAAUAAGGAAAAUGAACCUACUGAUUCUGAAUUAAGUUUUAAUUAUGAUAUCAUUUUUCAUUCAAUGACUGGACAUUCUGAAGAUCCCAUUGAAGAAAUAAACCUUCAGAAAGAAGAGCACAUAGACUCAGAAAACAAGGGCGUUUUUGAAACACAUGUGGACUCUGAUGUCCCUCUUCAGUCAGCGACUCACAGACCUGGAGUUGUUAAGGAAAGAAGGCAUAAAAAAGGAAGGCAUUCUGAAUUCCAAGGUAAAAGUGCUGAAUUUAGUGGUUCUGAAACAAAUUCAGAUCCUGGUGUUUCUCAUUGUUCAUUAGCUGAACCUCAAGCAGCUACUAAAAACAUCACCAGAAAGAAGCAGCAUGUUCCAGAAAAUGAGGAUGACAAAUGUAGUGGUUCUGAAAUAAUUCAGGAUUCUGAUGUUGCUUCUCAGUCUGAGAAGCCUCAAGAAGCUGUUUUGAAGGAGGACCAUAAUGACCCAGAAGAUGAAAGUACUGAACAGAGAAGUUUUGAAGUAAAUUUGGAUGUUAAUGUUCCUCUUCAUUCAGUCACUGACCAACCUCAACUAGCCCCUUUGCAGGAAAGUCAUGUUGAUCAGGAAGACAAAAACAGUGAAUCAAGCGGUUCUCGAAUAACUUUUGAUUCUUCACAACUUCAGGAUGCGAUUAAAAAAAUAAACCUAUGGAAGAAUGAGGUUGCUGUCCUGAAACUUAAGAUUGAGGAAUAUAGGGCUGCUAAAUUAAAAAAUAAUUCUGAUGAUGCUGGUCGGCCUGCGGCUGAUGGACCUGCGGCUGAUGGACCUGCGGCUAAUCGACCUGCGGCUAAUCGACCUGAAGUAGCUGUAAAUAAUUCUGACGGUUCUGCUCAGCCUGCGGCUAAUCGACCUGAAGUUGCUGUAAAUAAUUCUGAUGGUUCUGCUCAGUCUGCAGCUAAUCGACCUGAAGUAGCUGUAAAUAAUUCUGAUGGUUCUGUUCAGCCUGUGGUUGAUCAACUUGAAGUAGCUGUUAAACCAAUAAACCUUGGAAAUGAAGAGCAUAUAUAUUUCGAUAUUAAGAACUUCCAGGAGAGUUGUUCUCAAAUGCAUUUGGAUUCUGAUUUCUUGGUUCAGCCAAUAGUUGAUGGACCUCAAGUAACUCUUUUGGAGCAGGAGCACAUUGAGCUAGGAGGUAAGCACAGUCAGUCCUGUGGUUCUGAAAUAAGUUUUGAUUCUGAUGACCCUCUUCAGUCAGUGGCUGACCAGCUUAGAGAGACUGUUAGAGAAAUAAGCCUUUGGAAGGAUGAAGAAGUGGACAUGGAAGAUAAGAGGCAUGAAGCUAGGAGUUUUGGAAUUGUUUAUGGUUCUGAUGUCCUUCAGUCAAUGGCUGGUCAAACUGAAGGAGUAAAGAAGCUUAACCUUUGGAGAGAGCAUGUUGGCUUGGAAAGUGAGAUUGUUAAGCCUGGUAAUUCUAAAGCAAAUUUCGAUUCUGAUAAACCUCUUCAGUCUGUGACUAAUGAAAUUCAAAGGGCUACUAAAGAAAGUCUUCUGAGGGAUGAACGACGUGUUUAUCUGGACAAUAAGAGCUAUGAACCACAUGAUUCUGAAAUAAUUUAUGUUUCAAAUAUUCCUUUUCAGUCAGUGAUUAAGCGACCACAGAUUUUAGAAGAGAUGCAUCCUAAUUUGGAAGAUAAGAACAUUGAUCCUUGUGCUCCUGAAGUAAGCUUUGAUUCCAGUAAUCCUUUUCAGUCAGGAACUACCCAAGUUCAAAAAGCUGUCAGAGAAAUAAAUCUUUGGAAGGAAGACCAUAUUUACUUGGAAGAUAACAGCUAUAGACUAGGUGGCUUUGAAGUGAAUUGUGAUUCUGUUAUUCCUGUUCAUUUUGUGCCUGAUCAAUCUCCUGUGUCUGGCAAAGAAAUAAACUUACAAAAGAAGUAUCAUAAUGACCUAGAAAAUAAGAACUGCGAAUUCUUUGCUUCUGAAAUACAAUGUGGUUCUGGUAUUCAUUUUCAGUCAGAAGUUUGCCAACCUCAAGUGGCUUGCAAAGAAAUAAACUUUCAGCAGGAAAAGCAUCUUGGCAUGGAAGAAAAGACCGGUGAACCUAGUGAUUCUGAAAUGUGUGAUUCUGUUGGACCUUUUGAAAUAGUAGUUAACCAGUAUCCACCGUCCGUCAAAGAAACAGAUCUUCCGAAAGUAGUACUUGUGGACGUUGUGCCUGGUGAUGGUGAUUGUGACGUAAUUUCUCAUCCUGACAUCCCUUUUGAGUUAGUGACUGACCCACCUCAAAUGGCUGUCAGCGAAAUUGACUGUAUACAUGCAGAAUGUAUCCAUGAAGAAGAGGAGAGCUGUGACUCUUUUGGUCCUGAAGUAAGAUGUGUUUGUCAAGACCUUCCUCCAUCAGUGGCAAGCGAAUCUGAAGAGACUUUUAAAAUAAUAAACCGGAAGAGAGACUAUAUUAUUCUGGGGAAUUCAAAUAAUCAGUCUUGUGGUUCUGAAGUAACUAUUAAUGUUGAUGCCUCUGAUCAGUUGAUGACUUACCAGUCAGAAGAGCCUGAUCAAAAAAUGGUGAACUAUGUUGACCCAGGAAAUAAGCGCCGUAAAUCUAAUCGUCCUAAAGCCACUUCUCGGCCAGUAACUCGCCGCCGGCAGAAAGCUCGCAAGAAAGUAAGCCUUCGGAAAGAUGGGAAAGAUCUAAGAAAUACUGGCCCGAAAGGUAAGAGCUGUAAAUCUAGUGUUUCUGCCAAGGACUUUGAUGCCUCUUCUGAGUCAGUAGUACAUCAAAUGCCUGCUAAAGAAACCCGUUUGCAGUCAAAACGUAGGCAGCUAGAAAGCAUGAGCUGUGAACCUGGUAGGUCUGAGAUCAACCUUCAGUGUGAUCGCUCUCUUCAGUCUGAUACUGAUCAGCCUCAAGAAGCUGUUAAUAAAACAGACCUAUUUAAGAAGGUUUCUUCUAACCUGGAAGAAAAGAACCAUGAUCCCCAAUCAAGCUCUGUUCCCAUGGUUGAUUCUGUAAAGAGCCUGGAAAAAGCAAAGGAAGUCGUAGAAGAUAAUGCUGAUGAACCAGUUCUUGAAGCCUUGCCUCAUGUCCCUCCUUCAUUUGUGGGGAAAACAUGGUCUCAAAUAAUGAGAGAAGAUGACAUAAAAAUUAACACUCUUGUGAAGGAAUUUAGGGAAGGUCGUUUCCACUGUUACUUUGAUGAUGACUCUAAGACCAAAAAGGUUUCUUCGACUAAGAAAAAAAAGAGGGUUACCUGGGCUGACCUUCAGGACAAUGCAUCAACUCAAGCUCCAUCAGAUUGUAAUGAUACUGCAAGUAGUGUUUCAAAAAUUGUUGACUCUUCAGUGGCCUCAGAUAAACCAUGCCAUCCUCCUCCUCCAGCAGAGAGGCCUCCUGAACACGAGAGGCCACCUGAACACGAGAGGCCACCUGAACAAGAGAGACCACCUGAACACGAGAGGCCACCUGAACAAGAGAGGCCUCCUGAACAAGAGAGGCCUCCUGAACAAGAGAGGCAUGUGCCUUCUCCAUGCCAGCCUGUGAAAGUUAGCCAUGGAACCCAAACCAAUUUUGUGAAUUUCCCAAUAAGGAAAAGAAAACAAAGUAGACAAGAGGAGGGCUCACCAAAAAGUAAGCGCUUACAUUCACAGGUUAACAGAAAAGCAAAAAAGAAAGUCAAAUGUGGGACAGUUAACUUUCCUGAAUCAAGUACUACAGUUUUGAGGCCUAUGCAAUCCAAAGCCUUAUUCUAUGUUCUUUCUUCUCUAAAUAUUAAAUUGCAGGAAGGUGAAUGCCUUCACUUCUCCAAAAAGAGUUGGGAUAAUGAUAUACAGUUUAUAUGCAAAUAUAAACGGAACAAUUAUGACUCAUGGUUUAAGGACACUGUGGCUAAUCCUCCACUGAACAUAGUAGUACCAGAGUUUGACAAUCAAAACUGGGUUAAAAUUAAUGUAAACAAGAACAACGGAAACUCCAGUGCAGGAGAUAAUGAUGCUAAUGGGCAGAGCUCCUCUUCAGCACCCUCAAUGACAAUGCCUGCAAGAUCCCGAUUAAGUUCACAAAACAGGAGUGAUGACUCUUCUCUGAAAGACUCAGAGGCUCCAAAUGCUAGUGAGGUUCCAAAGGGAGAUAAUUUCCAGCUGCUUAUUUUAAAGCGUGAUAUUGCCAAUACGUCUCCAAAAUCGAUUAGAAAAGAGUCAUCAGGAAGUAAAAGUAAAAAACUUCAGAGAAGGAAGGUGACAACUGCUAAUAAGCCAGAUUUUCCCAAAAAGGUUUUAAAACCAAUUAUUCUCCAGCAAAAAACCGAAAUAGCUUCAGAAAAACAGUCAAAUUGGAUGCAGACCAAACCAAGUGAUAUAAUUAGAAAGUAUAUUUCGAAGUACUCUGUUUUUUUACGUCGUAGAUAUCAAUCCAGGAGCACUUCUAUUGGAAUGGAUCUUAAGAAGAAAAAAUCUGUUGUGAGUACGCUAAAGAACGUGAAGAGACCAGCUAAAAUUUUUUUGAACUCCUCAGUUCCACCAGCUGGUGCUGAAGAGCCGUCAAGCACUAUAUCAAGUCUUUCUCUGAAGCACCCUGUACGGGGUUUUUGCCAUGUUGCGAAAAAGAAGAAGAAUGGUAACACUGCAAGAAAAAGGAAGUAUGGUAAUAAGAAGUACAAUAGCAAAAAGGAAAGUUCUUCUGAACAUGUUAAACCAUAUUCUUUGAGAAGUCUAUCACGUCCUUCAUCACAUGCUAAGAGAAUGAAUACUCGGCUAUCAAAUAAAUUGAGAGGCAGUGAGAGAAAAUAGAAGAAGCUUUUGUAUUAAGGAUAGUUGAGGAUUCAGUACUUCUAUUGAAAUAUACUUGAUACUUAGAGCACACAGCUUUCCCAACUUUGGUGAGAAAAUUAAUCUUGAACUAUUUUGCUAUAAAUAUUAUUUUUCAAACCUUUUAUAUUCAUUUGAAAUUAGUGUUUAGAGUUCUUUUUUUUUUACAAUUCAAAAGCAACUUUUUUCCAUCAUUUUUGUAGAAGAGCUUUACCUUAAUUUAUGUCAUAAUUUAGCACAGUAUAUAGAAUUUUGUCCCUUACAUCAUGUCCCUCUUAUUUAUUUUUUGUGAUUCUUUCAUGCCAGCAAGUUAUAAUAUUUUGAGAAUGAAUAUAGCAAACUUACUAAUGCUAUCUUCUAUUGCUUUUGAAAAAUUGGAACAAUGCACACGUAUCUACAUUCUUUGUGUUGCAUAGUGGCAUUGUUGAUAUAAUAUUCUAACUGGAUAAUUAAAAAGAAAGAAAUAUAAUGAAUUAUCUCAACUUCUGAAUGGGUUGACUUAAAUUAUGACAAACAAACCAUAAUUUAUCUGUCUUUUAAAAGCAUUCCAGAGAAUGAGAUUCCAUAAUCUUGAAUCCAGUUUUUAAAAACUGCCUGGUGGUUUCAUGUAUAUAACAAACUCCUGCUUCAUUUAAAUUGGAUCUGCAAAUCUCUAACUUGUCUCAUUUGGACACAUGCAUACAUACAGUGUCUGUGAUUUUUCUUUAGCAUUAUCAGAUCCUUACGAGAAAAUGUUUUGCCAGUGUGAUCAGGCUUUUUUUUUUUAAGCCACCUUAAUCCAUCCUCUACGUGAAGUGUUGGUGUUUUAAUGUGAAAAUCCAGGUUACUUUGUGGCCUUAUUUCUUAAGAAUAUUUUAGACUUUAUCUUAUCUUUUUUUUUUAAUAGCUUGAACUAAAGUUAUUGGUUUGGUAAUAUUAUUUGAGCAGGUCAUUAAUUGUCAUUAGUAAAUUGUGUAUCUUAAUAUUUCAAAAAAUUGAGUAACCUAUGUGGAAGCCCAUUUUGCAAGUGAAAAUCUGUAUUUGUGCAUUAGUUUGUCUUAAACUUGCUAACUGAUUUUUUGAUAGUUCAAAUAAAAGAUGUGCUGAUAUGCAGUUUAAAUUUGGGGUACUAAGAUUAUAUUCAGAACCGUUAUUCAGGGCCACUGGUUGAACAGAUAUAAUCAGUUAGCAUUCAUUCGUGUUAAGCCAAGAUCCUGGAUCUUUUUCUGUCCAUGUUAAGAAGAAACAUGAAUUUCAGCUGUAUCGUGUAACUACCUUAUUUUGUUGAAACUUGGAUCAGUGGUAAACUGUAUCUUGAUUUCAGAAAUAAAAAUGUGUUAUCUUAGAAUUAAUGAAAUAAUAGUGUAAAAGCUGGCUUCUAAAUGUGGUUUUAUUUCAGGGGCCAUCAUUUAACCUGUGAGUAUGUUUUGAUGGAAUUCUGUUGUAAUUUCUUUCCUUCUAAAUUUAAACAGUAAUUAUGUUGAAAAGAUUUAUAUUUUUAGUUGCAAAGCAGCAUGUAUAGCAUUACUGCAACCUUGCCUCCUCAUUUUCUUUUCUUUUCUUUUUUUUUUGUUUUUUUUGAGACAGAGUCUCUCUGUUGCCUGGGCUAGAGUGCC